AUGGCAAUCCCAAAAACAUCUUCACACACUCGUUCACUCAGUUUGCCAUCCACAUCUCAUCCACUUGAUUCAAGCAUACAAAUUAACUUAUGUAAGCUUAGGGCCUCACAAGCAGAGCCCUCGUCUUCAUCGAUAUGCGAAAACAUGUGCAGCAUAAAGGACUUGUAUGAGCAAAUGAACAUUAUGAUUCAUUUACCACAUAACCAACAACUUCUUUCUGAUGAACAUCACAGGAAAGAUGUCGAAGAGAUUCUCAAUGGAUCUCUUGCAUUGUUAGAUGCUUCUAGUUCUGCACUUGAUGCACUAUCCCAAAUGAAAGAAUCUAUUCUAGAAAUCAAAUCAGCUCUUCGUAGAGGAAUUAACGAUGAAGGUGUUCAUGUAUAUUUGAUGUCGAGAAAGAAGAUUUGCAAGGCAGUCUCUAAAUGCCUUGGGAAUAUGAAGAAAACUGAGAAAAACUGUCUGACACAACCUGAAAAUGUCUCCAUUACAGUAUUAAUGCUAAAAGAGGCAGAGACAACCAGUCUCUUUACAUUGAAGUCCCUUUUCUCGUAUGUCAUUGGGAAGAAGGCCGCCUCUCAGACACGGGGCUGGUCCUUGGUUGCAAAAUUUGUGAAGUCUAAACAUGCAUAUCUCGAUGCAGAAAACGAUAGCGAAGUAGUAUACAUUGAUCGUGCCCUCAGUUCUCUUUCAGAAAACAAUUCAAAGGUAGUGCUAAGGCAAGUAGAGUUAUUAGAAAUGGCUAUCCUUGACCUUGAGGAUGCCUUGGAGUCUAUCUCUAGAUGCUUUGUUAGAACAAGAGUUUCCCUUCUCAAUGUACUCAAUCUUUAG
Molecule: messenger RNA, 828 nt
Organism: Beta vulgaris subsp. vulgaris (sugar beet)
Lineage: Eukaryota; Viridiplantae; Streptophyta; Magnoliopsida; Caryophyllales; Amaranthaceae
Exons: 1
Coding region: 1-828 (275 amino acids)
Biological process (GO): root development; shoot system development
Source: RefSeq, a predicted model, not a curated record